Linum trigynum is the source of this 306-nucleotide messenger RNA. The record is from the annotation of a GenBank genome assembly. Lineage: Eukaryota; Viridiplantae; Streptophyta; Magnoliopsida; Malpighiales; Linaceae.
AUGGCUUCCUCAUCAUCACGUUCGCCAUCGCCACCAGCGGUUGCUGCUGCCGCCGAUGCGAAUGGAACAAGGGAAUUAGAGGUGUCCCUUGCUCCGGCGGGGCUGAUGAAGAAGGACUGUAUGUGGUUGGCGGUGUCGGUGCAGGAAGGUUUUCGCUACAUCAAGGCUUUCUUCGUGGGCCAGGCAAAGAAGUUGACCGCGAAGAGCGAGGAGGCGGCGGCGGCGGCGGAACUUCAGACUUCCAAGAUGCAGGUUGAAGCUGCGGAUGAGGCUGAGACUGCCAAGAAAAAGCUUCAAGGGAGUUGA